Messenger RNA from Pneumocystis murina B123, 668 nucleotides. RefSeq lists its product as hypothetical. The coding region runs from base 78 to 668 and encodes 196 amino acids. Gene Ontology annotation, biological process: translation. Gene Ontology annotation, cellular component: ribosome. Gene Ontology annotation, molecular function: structural constituent of ribosome. The transcript has a single exon. The record is from RefSeq and is a predicted model, not a curated record. Lineage: Eukaryota; Fungi; Ascomycota; Pneumocystomycetes; Pneumocystales; Pneumocystaceae.
UUUAAUAAAAAAAAUCCAUAAAAAAACAGAAAAAUAUAAUUUAAGAGCAAAAUAUUCCUCUGCAAAACAAAUGGGAUAUGAAGAUUAUCAAUCAUUUUUCUCAAAAUCUUUUAAAUUACAAAGUUUCAAAUUUUCUACAAGAAAAAUUUAUAUUAUGGAGAACAAAAAUCUUAAUAGGAAAAUAUCAAGGAAAAAAAAUAAAACAUCUAUCUACAAUUCCAUUUAAAUGCAGCAAAGAAACAAAAGAUAAAAGCAUAUUAUUUCCAGAGAAAGAAGUAAAUGAAUCAUUUUAUAAUAAUCACAAUUCAAAAACCAUUGAACCUAUUUCAUCAUUAAAAAAAACAUCCAGGCAAUCAUCAGCUUUCUUCAAGCCUCUUAAUUCUUUAAAAGAUAGCCAUGAUUUAAAAAAUAAAUAUCAGAAAUUGCCUAUUUAUAAUCGAGCAGCAUCUCGGGAAGUAAGAAAUCAAGAUAUUGUUUCUUCAUGGAGAUCUUUAGAUAUUCUUCUGAAACAAAACAAUGUACGACGUGAUGAAAGAAUGGGAAGGUUUUAUGAGAAACCUACGAGAAAAAGAAACCGUUUACGCAGCGAACGCCAUAGAAAACGUUUCAGAGCUAGUAUACGUCGUUUGGUUUCUAUUGUGAAAGAAAUGAAACAUAAAGGAAUAUAG